UCUUCUUCCUCGAGCUGUAGAUCGUCCAUGGCGACGGGGCGGGUAGGGGGAUCGGCGGGGGUGAUUAGGGCGCCGGAGAUGGAGAGGAUGGGCGUGGAGCAGCUGCGGUCGCUGAAGGAGCAAACCGACCUCGAGGUCAACCUCCUCCAGGACGGCCUCGCCAAGAUCCGCACCGCCGCCUCCCGCCUCGAGUCCGCCGCCGCCGCCCUCCACGACCUCUCCCUCCGCCCCCAUGGGAAGAAGCUCCUGGUGCCGCUAACGGCCUCGCUCUACGUCCCCGGAACCCUAGAUGACGCCGAUAAGGUCCUCGUCGACGUCGGCACCGGAUACUUCAUCGAGAAAACCAUGGCCGAAGGCAAAGACUAUUGUGAGCGGAAAAUCAAUUUAUUGAAGUCUAAUUUUGAUGAGCUCGUUGAGAUGGCUUCGAAAAAGAAAAGCAUAGCAGAUGAAGCUGGACUGGUAUUACAAGCAAAACUCAGGCAAGCCUCCGCAAGUUCAUGAGAGCAAAAAGUCCUUUUCUCGGCUUAUUCUCAACUCUAAAUAUGCCAAAUGCUUACGCAUUUGCAUUGUACUACUUGGCCAAUUAGGAUGUCGAUUUGCUUGCGUCUUUCGAUGUGAUGAAUGUAGUGAGUGAUGGUUCCAUUGGCAGUUUAAAGCCUGAUCAUUAAUUUUAGUUAUGCUCAAUAUGGUUUUUCUUUGAAAUUUGAAGCAUAGUAGUCUGUUGCAUUGAGUGUCAUGUUUUUAUUGUUUUUGCUUGAAGAUGUUCAUCAUUUUAUACAAGUGCGGGUGAUUACUCAUUCUGCGGUUGUUGAAAUCAA
Molecule: messenger RNA, 818 nt
Organism: Ananas comosus (pineapple)
Lineage: Eukaryota; Viridiplantae; Streptophyta; Magnoliopsida; Poales; Bromeliaceae
Product: probable prefoldin subunit 5
Exons: 4
Coding region: 28-501 (157 amino acids)
Biological process (GO): protein folding; regulation of DNA-templated transcription
Cellular component (GO): cytoplasm; prefoldin complex
Source: RefSeq, a predicted model, not a curated record